AGUAAGCUGUAUGGUGUGUGGAUGCUGUGUACUGUAUCGCUUGUCAGUACUGGAAGGAUUAACCAGCUACACAGAGGACCGCUAAGCCUGAAUCAUGCACACCAUCACCAUUACGACAAACUGGGAGUGGUGCAGAAAUUGUGCAAGAUACGGAUAGGGAACACGUUUUAUUUUGUUUCAACGCCUUACUUGAUUAUUGCUUCACUAGUAAUGAAUGAAAAUGGUCAGACUAUUCAGAAUUGUUUUGCUUGAAUGAGACCAUUUUUAAUACGUCUCGUUUUGCUGUCUUCGCCACGUUUGUUUUGCUGGAAGUGAUCUGACUGGGACAAAACUGGAGAGUUCGUGAGAGGCAUUCCGCCCAGGAUAAAUUGAUUUUUGUCUCGCUUUGAUUUUUUUAAGUCGAGGAGUAAGGCUGGAAAAUUGCCAUUCAUACAGACUAGCUAAAAUAUGGGGAACGCAGGGAGUAUGGAUUCUCAGCAGACUGAUUUCAGGGCUCAUAACCUGCCACUGAAAUUACCGAUGCCCGACCCAGGUGAACUGGAAGAAAGAUUUGCCAUCGUUCUGAAUUCCAUGAACCUUCCUCCAGACAAAGCCAGACUGCUGCGUCAGUACGACAACGAGAAGAAAUGGGAACUAAUCUGCGAUCAGGAACGGUUUCAGGUGAAGAACCCUCCGCACACGUACAUCCAGAAGCUGAGGGGUUAUCUGGACCCAGCCGUCACUCGGAAGAAAUUCCGCAGAAGAGUGCAGGAAUCGACCCAAGUGCUCCGAGAACUGGAAAUUUCUUUAAGAACCAAUCACAUCGGGUGGGUCAGGGAAUUCUUAAAUGAAGAGAACAAAGGUCUUGACGUCCUGGUUGAAUAUCUCUCUUUUGCGCAGUAUGCAGUCACGUUUGACUUUGACAGCUUAGAAAACAACAUGGAUAAUGCAGUAGACAAGUCCAAACCCUGGAACCGCUCCAUUGAGGAUCUCCAUGGAGGAAGCACCCUCCCCUCCCCUGUUGGUGGGAAUGGUCUCUCCCGCUCCGGACGGCACCCCUCGCUACGGUGUAACACGUUGCCAAGCCGGAGAACCCUGAAGAACUCCAGAUUAGUUUGUAAGAAGGAAGACGUCCAUGUCUGCAUCAUGUGCUUGAGAGCGAUCAUGAACUAUCAGUACGGCUUUAACAUGGUGAUGUCCCACCCCCACGCUGUGAAUGAAAUUGCACUGAGUCUCAACAAUAAAAACCCCAGAACUAAAGCUCUGGUUUUAGAGCUGUUAGCAGCUGUUUGUCUGGUCAGGGGAGGGCAUGAAAUCAUCCUCUCUGCAUUCGAUAACUUCAAGGAGGUCUGUGCCGAGACGCAGAGGUUCGAGAAACUGAUGGAGCAUUUCAAGAACGAAGAUAACAACAUUGAUUUUAUGGUGGCCUGCAUGCAGUUCAUCAACAUCGUGGUCCAUUCGGUGGAGGACAUGAACUUCCGAGUGCACCUGCAGUUUGACUUCACCAAGCUCAGCUUGGACGAAUACCUGGACAAGCUGAAGCACACUGAGAGCGAUAAGCUCCAGGUGCAGAUCCAGGCCUACUUGGACAAUGUUUUCGACGUGGGCGCCCUCCUGGAGGAUGCCGAGACCAAGAACGCUGCCCUGGAGCGCGUGGAGGAGCUGGAGGAGAACAUGUCGCACAUGACGGAGAAGCUGCAGGACACGGAGAACGAAGCGAUGGCCAAGAUCGUGGAGCUGGAGAAACAGCUGAUGCAGAGGAACAAGGAGCUGGAUUCCAUCCGGGAGGUGUACAAGGACGCCAGCAGCCAGGUGCACACCCUGCGCAGGAUGGUGAAGGAGAAGGACGAGGCCAUCCUGAGGCAGGGCCAGCUGGAGCAGAAGAUCCACGAGCUGGAGAAGCAGGGGUCCCUCAAGAGGGGCCCCGGGGACAUCGGCAUCCUGCCCGGCCUCGAGGCCGGGGCCGGGGUCUACGCCGGAGGGGCCCUCAGCCCCCUGGGCCUGCAGGGAGGGGCCGCUCCAGGCCUGGCGUCCUCCCCGCCCCCUCCCCCACCCCCGCCCCCGCUGCCUGCCGGCUCUGUGCCGAACGGGCCUUCUGGGACCUCCGCCCCACCCCCGCCACCUCCGCCUCCCCCUCCUCCACCCCCGCCCCCUCCCCCACCCCCUCCUCCCGGUCCCGCCCUGGACAUCUCACCCCCCAUGCCCCCACCCCCACCCCCCGUCGCACCCCCUCUCCCUGGCUGCGGGUCCCCCACCGUCAUCUUCAACUCUGGCCUAGCAGCGGUGAAGAUCAAAAAGCCCAUCAAGACCAAGUUCCGCAUGCCGGUGUUCAACUGGGUGGCGCUGAAGCCCAACCAGAUCAACGGGACCGUGUUCAACGAGAUCGACGACGAGAGGAUCCUGGAGGAUUUGAACGUGGACGAGUUUGAGGAGAUGUUUAAGACGAAGGCGCAGGGACCAGCCAUAGACGUGACGGCGAGCAAGCAGAAGGUGAUUCAGAAGGGCCCCAACAAAGUGACGUUACUGGACGCCAACAGGGCGAAGAACCUGGCCAUCACGCUGAGGAAAGCCGGGAAGACUCCGGAGGAAAUCUGCAAGGCCAUUCAGCUGUUCGACCUGCGGACACUGCCCGUGGACUUUGUGGAGUGCCUGAUGCGCUUCAUGCCCACGGAGAACGAGGUGAAGGUUCUGCGCCAGUACGAGAGGGAACGCAAGCCCUUGGAGAGUCUUACGGACGAGGACCGCUUCAUGAUGCACUUCAGCAAGAUCGAGCGCCUCAUGCAGAAGAUGACCAUCAUGGCCUUCGUGGGGAACUUCACCGAGAGUGUACAGAUGUUGACACCGCAACUUCAUGCAGUUAUUGCUGCAUCAGUGUCAAUAAAAUCAUCACAGAAGCUGAAGAAGCUUCUUGAGAUCAUCCUGGCUCUCGGGAACUACAUGAACAGUAGCAAGCGUGGAGCAGUGUACGGCUUCAAACUGCAGAGCUUAGACCUGCUGUUGGAUACCAAGUCCACCGACCGGAAAAUGACGCUGUUACACUACAUAGCUAAUGUAGUGAAAGACAAAUACCAGCAGGUCUGCCUGUUCUACAACGAGAUUCACUACGUAGAGAAAGCAGCAGCAGUGUCGCUGGAGAACGUGUUGCUGGAUGUGAGGGAGCUGCAGAGGGGCAUGGAGCUGACCAAGCGCGAGUACAGCAUGCACGGCCACAACACCAUGCUCAAGGACUUCAUCGCCCACAACGAGGGCCGGCUCAAGAAGCUCCAGGACGACGCCAAGGUCGCGCAGGAUGCUUUUGACGAGGUGGUGAAAUUCUUCGGGGAGAAUGCCAAAACGACACCUCCUUCCGUGUUCUUUCCGGUGUUUGUGCGCUUCGUCAAGGCCUACAGGCAAGCCGACGAGGACAACGAGCAGAGGAAGAGGCAGGAGCAGAUGCUGAUGGAGAAGCUUCUGGAACAGGAAGCCAUGAUGGACCAGCAGGACCAGAAGUCUCCAUCGCACAAGAACAAGCGGCAGCAGCAGGAACUGAUCGCCGAGCUGAGGAAGAAGCAGGUGAAAGACAGCCGUCACGUCUACGAGGGGAAGGACGGUGCCAUCGAGGACAUCAUCACGGCCCUAAAGAAGAAUAAUAUUACUAAAUUUCCCAAUGUCCACUCGAGGGUAAGGAAUUCCUCCAAUAGCACCCCUGUGCUCAUGGAUGUGACCCAAACCUGGCAAGCACCUCUUUUUAUACUCCCCCCCUCCCUCCUUUGUGCUGUACUGUACUGGGCCUCACCCCUGCCUCUCACGUUUGCUCUUCCUCAGCCCAAAAUGCCCUCUAGCCUACAUGCUAUUAGAGUAUUUACCAAUCAACUUGAGUUAUGCAGAAUCUGGGCUAUGCUUGUAGUGUGUGGGAGAUGUUUACCAACAUGGAUUUCCACCACCCCCACUACCCUCUAUUUUUUGUUUUAUAUCAUAAGUAUUGGCGAGUCACAGCCCUUUAAGCUGGGCAAACCUUCUCAAAAUGUAUUCUCAGAAGGUCAGUAAUCAUCCACGACAAGUUCAGAAUCCAGAAACACAAUUGUAAGAAAAAAUAAUUGCAAGCACGUUCUCGCUCUCCUCCCUGAGGACGGAUUUGAUGUGUUUCUGUCUAACUCGAGCUGCUUUGCCUGAUUGGCUGCCAGCAUUUUACCGGCCUACGGGCUCGUGGAAGGCUUUGACGGGGGUGACUGACAGCUCUUCCCCGGUUCCCGCAGAUCUCCGGAAUCAGCCCUACAGGCGAGCUGACGCGGUGAGGAGGAGUGUCAGGAGACGCUUUGAUGAUCAGAACCUACGGCCGGCCAACAACGCGGAAGUGGCCAUGUGAAGACGCCGCGAACGCCUCGGACGUUCCCGCUG
Molecule: messenger RNA, 4356 nt
Organism: Conger conger (European conger)
Lineage: Eukaryota; Metazoa; Chordata; Actinopteri; Anguilliformes; Congridae
Gene: fmnl2a
Product: formin-like 2a
Exons: 26
Coding region: 448-4005 (1185 amino acids)
Biological process (GO): cell migration; regulation of cell shape; cortical actin cytoskeleton organization
Cellular component (GO): cytosol
Molecular function (GO): actin filament binding; small GTPase binding
Source: RefSeq, a predicted model, not a curated record